AUGUUGCCGAAACAAUCUAAUCCAGCGUUGUUCGACGCCGCGAAAUCUUUGGAGGUGAUUGAAGCUCACACGAUAAAUGCUUUUCGUAGUGUAAAGGAUCGGAGAUUUGGGUUUUCUGAUUUUAAGGAUUGUAUUGCUGCGAUUCAAUUCACUAUUGGGGACUCUGAUCUCUACCAUCUCUUAGAGAAAUUGGAAGAAGAGGGUGGUUUAGUGGAUCAAAGUAAAUUUAUGAAGAUGUUCUUCACCCAAUACAAAGGUGGGCCUUUGUAUGUGGCUUUCGAAUCAUUCGCUAAGGGGAAAAGGACAAUCGAGAAGAAGAAUCUCAGGAAGGUUUGGAUGCCUUUGGGAUAA
Arabis nemorensis is the source of this 351-nucleotide messenger RNA. Lineage: Eukaryota; Viridiplantae; Streptophyta; Magnoliopsida; Brassicales; Brassicaceae. The record is from the annotation of a GenBank genome assembly.